Messenger RNA from Poecilia reticulata (guppy), 2586 nucleotides. NCBI's taxonomy places the organism in Eukaryota, Metazoa, Chordata, Actinopteri, Cyprinodontiformes, Poeciliidae. The record is from RefSeq and is a predicted model, not a curated record.
CCGAACCGACCCUCACUGUGAUGAAGGUGAUGAUGAUGAAGUUGGUGGGAAAGUGAACAGCUGUGUGACCUCUGACCCCAGAGAAACUUUAGUAUGGAGUGUGUGUGGUUGGUGUGUGUGUUUAUGCUGAGUGUGUGUGUCGGAGAUGACAGCGGAUUGGACAGAAGUGGCCACACCCACCAGGAUGGUCAUCGCCUGCAGGUGGUUUCCAAUGGCGACGCAGCUUCAGGUCUGUGCGUUGUGGACCCUCCUCUCUGCGACGAUCAGAACUCCUUCCUGAGCUUCGAGGCGAUCCGCAGCAUCCACAAGCUGAUGGACGACGACGCAGAUGGCACUGUGGACGCCAUGGAGACGGACGAGUUCCUCAGGGAGGACCUGCAGGACCGCAACCCRAAAGCCAAGCACCGCAGCUUCCACCGGGCCGACCCGCACAUCAGCCUGGAGGACAUGUGGAGUGCCUGGAAGGAGUCCGAAGUGUAUAACUGGACGGUGCUGCAGGUGGAGGAGUGGCUGUCCCUCAGCGUGGAGCUCCCUCAGUAUGCCGCCGGCUUCCGCAUGCAGCAGCUGGAUGGGAAGGCGCUGCCCAGGCUGGCGGUGAAGAACGUGACUCUGACCGUGUCAUUGCUGAAGAUUCUGGACCGGAGCCACACCCAGAAGCUGCAGCUCAAGGCCCUGGACGUUGUUCUGUUUGGACCGCCAGCAGGCCGGCAGAACCGGUGGAAGGACCUGGUUCUGGGYCUGUCGGUGCUGAUGGCUCUGGGCGGCUGCUGGUUCGCCUACAUCCAGACCAGGAAGUCCAGAGAUGACCUGGGGAAGCUGAUGAAGGACCUGGAGGGUCUGCAGAGGGCUGAGGAAAGUCUGCUGGACCUGCAAGCAAAGCUGCAGCGGGCGCAGGAGCAGCAGCACUGCGUCCAGGUGGAGAAGGUGAAGGUGGAAGAGGAGCUGCGGAGCGAGAUCGACUCAGCCAAGCAGGAAGCUCAACGGCUGCACGAGCUGAGGGAGGGAUCUGAGAACGAGCGCAGCCGGCAGAAAUAUGCCGAGCAGGAGCUGGAGCAGGUCCGGACGGCGCUGAGGAAGGCGGAGCGGGAGCUGGAGUCGCGGGCACGCUGGGCGCCGCCUGAGGCGCUGCAGAAGUGGCUGCAGCUGACGCACGAAGUGGAAGAUCAGCAUUACAACAACAAGAAGCAGAACGCAGAGAGGCAGCUGCUGCAGGCCAGGGAGGGGGCAGAGAAGAUCAAGAAGAAGAGGAGUUCUCUGUUUGGAACGUUCCACGUGGCUCACAGCUCCUCACUGGACGACGUCGACCAGAAGAUCCUCUCAGCCAAACAGGCCYUGGGUGAGGUAACGGCGGCUCUGCGGGAGAAGCUCCACCGCUGGCAGCAGAUUGAGUCUCUGACCGGGUUCUGUGUAGUCAACAAUCCGGGUCUGGGAGCCCUGGCCGCCGCCCUGAACCUUGACCCAUCCUUCCUGGGCCUGCGACCUUCGACCCCCCAGAACCUGCUCUUGUCGGAUGACCUGGACGACAUGGACGAGGACAUCCUGUCUCCGGGGGUUUCCACUCUGAGACCCAACAGAACCUCCAGCUGGSUUCAGACGGCCAUGAUCACAGUAAAAGAGAGCCGAGAGCUKAAGAGGGAGCAACUUCCUCUUUAUCAGUCCAAGCUGAGCGUCACAGAAGAUAGGAUCUGUGAAGGUUUUCUGAUUGUUGGUACUAGACAGGCCCAGGUGGUUCAGAACUCAAAACCGUCUCAGGUCAACAGAGGACGGACCUGCAGGGUCGACUGGGUGGUGAAGAGCGAACGGGCGCUAACAGGAAACCAACGUGUGCAACAGAAUGAGGCUCCACCCCGCCGCUCCGUGGCCGAACUGGCAGGAAGGUUCAAAGGUCAGGCUCCCAACCCGAGCGGCACCGCGGGGAACCAGGAUAAACCUGUGAGGCGGCGGCCGCCUCGGACCCUGCAGCUGCCGAACCCGAACCCAGAGCAGAACCAGCCCCCAUCAGGCGUCUCGUCUCCACCCAAAGCCAAGAGGAACUCGGCUCUGAUCGAGAAGCUCCAGGCCAACCUGGCGCUGGGCUCGCCCACCGCCGCGCCGCUGAAGAGCCCCGGACUGAGGACGCUUCCUGCUGGCUUCACCCCACCCUCCCCGGGCUCCGCUCCCCCGGUUCCCAUGGUAACCCCCACCAGCCCCGCCCCCACAGAAAGCCCCACCUCCUUUGAGGCUCCGCCCUCAGCCGCAGAGGGAAACAUCCUGCCUAGCAUCAACAAGGGCAGACCACGGGGCUCCAUGAGGCGGCGUCCUCCGUCCCGCCGUCACAAGACGUCCAGCAGCGGGGAUGAUGCAGGACUGGGACAGGAAGGGGCGGAGACACACCUGCAGUCCCGGACUGCGGGGAGUCAGGGGGACGCCACGGAGGAGGGACAGGGGGGACCUGGAGGGGAGGAUGAAGAGGGAGAGGUGUUCAAAAAGGAAACCGCAUCAUCGCCAGAGAUGAAGGAAACCCAUGAAGAAGAAGAGACGAAGAGAAACAAGUUCUUCCCGAUGAGGAAUMGGACGUUUGGCCGWGUCGGAGCGAGGUCCCUGUGA